Molecule: messenger RNA, 1049 nt
Organism: Verticillium dahliae VdLs.17
Lineage: Eukaryota; Fungi; Ascomycota; Sordariomycetes; Glomerellales; Plectosphaerellaceae
Product: glutaredoxin domain-containing protein
Exons: 2
Coding region: 139-465 (108 amino acids)
Source: RefSeq, a predicted model, not a curated record
GGCGACAACAGCACUCCAUCCAUCAUCCAAGAGAAGGGACCUACUGAAAAUCAAUGUUGCAGUUAGACUGCUGAUUUUCCUACCCAGCCCUCACCUCAACAUAGCCAUUCUCCCUCAGCCACUAGAAUCAAGUGCGCCAUGUUUCCGACAGCUCGCCUACUCCAUCCCUGCCGCAUCACACUCUUCACCCGGGACGGCUGCGGUCUCUGCGUAAGAGCCAAGUCGGCCCUCUCAAACGUUUGGGACCGCCGGCCCUUUGACUUCCACGAGGUCAAGAUUACGACUCCCGAGGCAAAACCUUGGAAGGACUUGUACGACUUUGACGUGCCCGUGAUUCACUUUGCCAAGUCGGGUGCCCCAGACGAGGACCCCAAAUUGGUCACAAAGGCCCUCAAGCUCAUGCACCGCUUCGAUCCAGCGGAUGUCGAGGCCAAGAUGGACGAGAUCGAGCAGACCAAGGCAUAACAACAGCACUGUCCGUGUCGCUCGUGUAACACUAUGUAAUACCAAAGUCUGAAGACUUGUGAGGGAGACGUGCAUGAAGAAUUGGGUGGAGUCUCGCAACCAAGUUUAUUCGGCCGUCACGUCCACCAGACCAUAUACCGCGCCUGCAUAUAUGUAAUCCCUGGCAGAAAAUACACCUGGAUAGACCAUCAAGUGUUCUGCACCAAAUGCCACAUCCAAGGAAGUUGGAUUGCUCCCUGUUCAUCUGACGAACUCGAUUUUGUGUCUUUCUUUCUUUCUUUCUUUCUCCCUUCCUUUCUCCCCUUCUCUCUCUCUCCCUCUGUCUUCGGCAUCGAUGCUCGUGUAGGCUGCUGGCAGUCGUCUUCACUGCUGGAAACAGCGAUCACGUACUCACAAGUAAAGCACAACACUUGUUGCUCGGCAGAGCCCGGAUUGCCCAAUCGGUGAUUCUCGGUCGCUCCGCCUGGCUGCCGCAAUCGAGUCCCUGAUCACGGUGUUGAGAAGCGGCAGCCAUUUUCGUCUGUAUAUCGCCGUCCCUCACCACAGAGGACGGCCGACUUCUGGGUUCACGCUCGCUUUUGCCC